GCUCUGGUACUCGAUCGUGAACUUUGGGGAAGCAGCGGCGUCGAAAGGCAAUACUGGUUGAACACUCAUUUUUCGAAUAGCUGAAGGAGCAAAAGCACAAACAGAUGGGCAGCAGACUGGGAAGAAGAGUUGUUCACUUCGCAAACCUCCCGAUCAAGCUCCUAAUUCCUACAACCUUCAACAACAUCAAGGAAAUUGCCUUGAAAACUAUCCCUUCCGCCUCCAAGAUCGAAAUCAAGCGCGUCCUCGAGUCCCUUUACGGUUUUGAGGUCGACAAGGUCCGCACUCUCAAUAUGGAAGGCAAGAAGAAAAAGAUACGCGGAUUAUUAAUCGCCAAACCUGACUACAAAAAGGCAUACGUGACCUUGAGAAACCCACUUUCUAUAUCUCCGAAUCUGUUUCCUUUGAAGUUUAUUGAGGAGGAGAAGGAGAGAAUGAACAAGCAGAGGAGGUCUAGUAUUAUGGAAGAUGGUGAGGGGAAAAAGCAUUGGCUUGACGGGAAGAAGGAAGAAAGAGUUGGAUAUGAGCAGGGAAGAGGGAGAGGUCGUGCUGGUGUUCGUGACUCCAUGGCGGAGAAGGCCAAGUUUCCAUGGAGCAGCAUGAGGAGUCCUAGUCAAUAGUUAGUUUUUUCCUUUCCAUUUUUUGUUAUGAGAUAUGAGUUUGUUAGUUUGAUUUGAUAAUUUAGGGCUUUUUUAAGCUUAUUGAAUGUUUUUGGUCGGUACUGUUUGGGCUGUUCUACAGUAUGAAUAAGGCUUGCUCUUUUCAGAGGGGAAUUUAUUUUAUCUUCAGAAAAUUGUUCUCCUUU
Messenger RNA from Manihot esculenta (cassava), 805 nucleotides. RefSeq lists its product as uncharacterized. Gene Ontology annotation, cellular component: ribosome; mitochondrial large ribosomal subunit. The record is from RefSeq and is a predicted model, not a curated record. Bases 105 to 620 code for a protein of 171 amino acids. The transcript has a single exon. Lineage: Eukaryota; Viridiplantae; Streptophyta; Magnoliopsida; Malpighiales; Euphorbiaceae. Gene Ontology annotation, molecular function: structural constituent of ribosome. Gene Ontology annotation, biological process: mitochondrial translation.